AUGUCUACUGUUCUGCGGAGCAACUCGGGUAGCUACACAGCGUUGAUCUAUCUCAAUUUGCGCAGGUUGCGCGAUCGUUCAUUCAAUGGUAUUUCAUACCGUGGCCUGGCUGAAUCUCCGCUAAAUUUAGAUCACUAUCGGUCGGCUAUGGAAUAUGAACAUGUCGUUGAGUUAAACAAUUUAAUAUCGACGUCUAAGUUACCUGAAAUUGCUGACAUCUAUAGUGAAGGCGAAGUGCAUAAUGCGCAUUUAAUGAUAAUGAAGUUUGAUUUCACGGAAAGUCCAUGUCCCACAGCCUUUGAUCUAACAAAAGACCCAUGCAUCUCACACAUGCCCGACGAAGAAGAAGUACUCGUGCUACCGCACACACUAUUCCGUGUGACCAAGAUAGAGUCUACAUCGCCAACGCAAGGCAAUCCGUACGAACGAUUUACGAUCACAUUCAAAUAUGUGCCGAUGACUGGCGGACGUACUCUGAACUCGUUCAUUUGGGAGCGAUCUCGUUUAGAAUGA
This is a messenger RNA of Didymodactylos carnosus, 513 nucleotides long. NCBI's taxonomy places the organism in Eukaryota, Metazoa, Rotifera, Eurotatoria, Philodinida, Philodinidae. The record is from the annotation of a GenBank genome assembly.